UUCCAAUAGGUUUAAACAGGCAGUGUGGGUUUACAACGAGGAAAGUGGAGACACGAUUACAAUGAAUUUGUGAACAAAACAAAGCUGAUCUUGUAGAGACAUGAGACUCGCUGCAUACGCGUUUUACGGCUUUGCUCUUGGGCUUUUGCUCGUGGGUUUGCGGGAAUUAUUGUUUGGUUUCGGGGAGAACCGAUGCAGCAUGACAUACAUGUUCGAGUACCCAGAAUACCGCCGCGUUCAGCUUCCGAGACGUGUCGCCCGCCAGUACCCAUCAUACGGGCUCUAUCUGUAUGGAGAGGGUGCAUACGCUCAGGAGACCAGGGGACUCAAGCUCACCGGGGCUCCUGUGCUCUUCUUGCCUGGGAAUGCGGGCAGCUACAAGCAAGCUCGUUCUCUGGGUUCAGUGGCGUUGAGGAAGGCUGAGAACCUGGAGAGGCGAAUCCAUAUGAAUGUGUUCACCAUUGACUUCAACGAGGAGUUGGUGGCCCUGUAUGGGGGCAGUUUGCGCAGACAGACUCAAUUUCUACACGAAAGCAUCAAAGCCAUCUUGCGCCUUUACAAGGAUCGUCCAGAUCCUCCCACAGGUGUGGUUCUGGUGGGUCACUCUAUGGGUGGAGUGGUGGCAAGAGCAUUGUUCACCCUGGCACGUUUCAACCCACGCCUGGUCAGCCUCAUCAUCACCCAGGCUUCACCCCACCAAGCACCUGUCCUGUCUCUGGACCCUUAUAUAUUGGAGUUUUACUCUACAGUCAGGCAUCGCUGGGCCACAAGGGCUGAAGACCUUCGAAAUGUAACCGUUCUCUCUGUGGGUGGUGGUUACCUUGACUUCCAGGUGCGCUCUGGUUUGACAGCACUAUCCUGUCCCAUCGAUGACCUCAAUAAGAUGUCCGUAGUGGCGACUGCAGUUCCUCAAGCCUGGCUUUCCCCAGAUCAUAUUUCCAUCGUUUGGUGCAAGGAGCUGGUUCUGGCCACAGUCCGGGCGUUCUUUGACCUUAUUGAACCUGAAACAGGGCAGUUCACAGAGAGUCCUGAGAGGCGAAUGUCGGUGCUCAACUAUCACUUCUUUAGAAACCCAGUACUGCAGGCUGAAGAGGCACAGGAUGCCCCUGUCACUUUCUCAGCUCCUCCUGAGGCGUGGAAGGAGGUCAACACACUCCGUCUGUUCUACAGUGCCCCCAAGGAAGCUCAGGUCAAAUACUUCCUGUUUGCUCUCUCCAGUCGAAGGAAGGCCUACAGUCAUUUCCAUUGCCGCAGUAAUAAUAUGGAAAUGACCAGCUGGCUGUAUGGCUGCACGCAGAUGAGUGGCUCAAUGUGUGUUCAGGCAGUAGAUCUCUCAGCUCAGACUGAGCUUCUUCCAGCCUAUAAGGCUGUUACAGUGAAAAUCAGUGAACUUUUGUCUAUGUCUCAUCUCAUUAUUGAUGCCUCGAACCCCAGUGGAGCACAGUUUGUAGUGGAGUGUGAGCUGCAGAGAGAGGAGAGCUUGACUGUCUCAGUGCAGGUGCCUCAUGUGUUGUCCUUUGGUCUGACUGCCAGUGACAUCAGCAUUAACUCCUCUGGGCUGCUUCAUACAUUACAGCUACAAGACUUUCAUCAGGUUUAUCAAGCUUUCAGAAUAACUAUCACGAGUCACUGCAAAACCACUAAAGAAAGACUGCCUAGUGUGUACAGAGUGAAGGUACCUUGGUUUCAUGAAGACUCCUUUGUAAUGGCAAGUAUUCCUUCGGUUUCUGAAAUCAACAGCAUGCUUCACACCAGCCGCCCAGACAACACCUCCAGUGCCCUCCUGCAGAUUCACACUGCCCCCAACUGCCAAUACAAGGUGUCCAUUCGGACUUCGUUUCCCAAAGUGCUUGGCCAGAUUCUGCGUUUUUGUGGUCCGGUUCUGCCUGUAUACACGGCCGUUGUGCUUCUUCUGAUGAUCAGGGCUCAGCUGAGCUCCAUCAAAAGAUCUGGACAUCCUGUUGAAAUACAUGAGGGCAUGAGUAAAUUUUUACAGCUUCACAAACUGGAACUGCCUGUCCUCCUCCUGCUGCUGCUGCUUAGGCAGAGCUGGUUUCAGGAUGUCUGGUCCUCUCUGGGUCUCCCUGCAGUGGAUGCUCUUCCUCUAAACUCUGUGGAGGACCUAUCGCAGGAUCCAAAGACCUCUAUGCAGGAAUGGCCCCGUCUAGUGUCCCCACUGCUCUGUGUGAUUGGUGCAUCCAUUGCAUUCUGGGGUAGCACAGUCCUCAGAGUGUUUGUCUACUUCCUGUCCUUUUUUCUCACUCCACUGCACAGACCUUCAGUGUCUCGGGAUUGCGGCACGAUUCGUCUUCAUUCUCAGAUUCUCCUGAUUAUCUUUUUAAGUGUGUUGGGAGGUGUCACAUGUGGAUCACUGGCUCUUUUGGUCUCCUCUCUUCUCCACCUCUAUAGAGUGCUUAGAUUACAGAUGACAGAGAGAUCUCUAAGCCACAUGUUGAACCUGGCACCCCAGAAGGUUUCACAAAAAUCAGAAAAUGGUUUUCUUGCCAGUGAUUGUCAGGUUAAAGAAUGUAACGGCAGCCCUUUACUGUCAGAAUCAGUGCUACAAGACGUCAGAGAUGAUCUGCAGCUCCACUUUAGUCUGUCCACACUGUUUACUCUUACCAUGAUGCUCAGCAUCCCUUCCCUUAUCCACUGGAAGCAUAAUCUCAGAUAUUGGGUUCAUCUGGAUCCUGACCCCUGCUGGCCUCAUGUUGUACCCCUGCUCAUCAGCUCUGUACUUCUCAUCAACUGUAACACAAACACACUCCUACGCAGCAAACUGAUGCUGAAUAUGACGCUUCACCUACUGUUGCCGCUGUGUGUGGGAAUGCUGGCUUUUUGUCCGCUGCACAUUUACAGAGUCACUUAUUUCCUGUCUGCAGCUCUGACUCUCUUGGUCUGUUCUUGUUACUUUUGACCUUCCUGCAAACUUUAAACGUGAGUCUGCACUGAGAUUACAAGAAGACCUGGGCUUUGUAUAAAUUCAGACCAGAUUAGACCAAAACAGCCUUAGAACCCUGUGUGUAUUCAGUGGGAUCACAUUGACUAGUGACAUCAGUGGACCAGCACAUCCAGAGUCAUAUGACUUGUCGUCGUUGUUUGUAGCUUCUGUACAGGGUAUUGUACUCGGUAAUGGUGGUAUGUCUGUAUUCAUGAGCAAUACCUCUUGUUUGUGAGGUUAGUUUCCCAGACACGCAUUAAGCCUCGGCCUGAGCUAAAGUCCAAGACUGUAUUUAAUCAGUGUCUGAGAAACUAGCCUGUACUGGUGUGUGUGUGUUGGGGGUGUGGGAGUAUGUAUGUCUGAUUUAGUAAUUAUAAAGGUCAACAUGAAAUCAUAAUGGAUAGGGAUACAUAAAAUUUCGAUAUCAUUUUGGUUUUCAGUGGAUAUUAGAAUAUUUAUUUUAUUAUUUAUUAAUUUAUCUUUAUACAGUUUUUCUUCUUUUCAUACUGUAUAAUUUUGGGAUGGCUAGAUUUUCUUAAAAUGGUUGUUUUUUGUUUUCAGUGAUUUAUUUUUAAUUUAUUUAUAUCAAAUGGGAUAUAACAUAAUUAUCUUUUAUCUGUAGCAGCCAGAAUUUUAAAAUCAAUUGACCCUGUUUACUUCCUGAUCUUAUGCAUGACUCAUCAGUGCAUGCAAUUUCAAAGAAUCUUUAAAUAUAAAUAAUUAAAAAAUGGAGCAGAGAACACUACCUACAUUUGCUCCAACCUAAAUAAAUGUAAAUUAUUUUAAUUUACGUAUUGGUUCAGAUCAUUUGCACUGUGGAUAGUGAAAUACAGGGCUUUUCUUUUUUUAUUUGACUCUGAGAAGCAUUUGCCUCGGUUCUGAUCCACAGUAUCAACAUUUUUUUUUAAUCGCAUUACAGUAGUGCUGGGCGGUUUGACCAAAAAUAUGUAUCACGUGUUGUUGUUUUUUUAAGAACUCUGGCGGUUUAUCACGGUUUUUCCCUGACUGUGCCUUUACAUGAAUCAGAUUGCAUGAAACUAGUCUCUGACUAAUGUAAACAACCAUUGGCAUUUGGUUUAUUUGCCCAGUUAAAUAAUUAGUUGUGUGUUAUUAAUAAUUCUCUAACCAUUAUUUAGAAGUGCUUGCAGUUAACAGGGAUCUCCUCUCAAUUCACGACGCUGUUUAUGUUGUACUGGUAUGCUGAUUUUUAUAAAAAUUGCUAUGGUGUGCGUAAUUCAAACCGCUUUACCCUUUGAUACGGUAUAUCGCCCAGCACUACAUUACAGCAUUAUUUAACAGUUUUGUAGUUUAACAAGAACAGCUGCAGAAAAAAUGCCUUUGUAAUUCAUUGUAAUUCACGUUGCAUUUUCAUGUUGACUUUUAAGGGUGUGAAAGCAGCUUUAGGUGUUUGUUCAGCUUUUUUGCAAUUCACAUGUCUAUAUGUGAGCGUGACUGGAUUUCUUUGCCUGUUCUAUCUUCGAUCUGUCAUUUCUGCCUUAAACCAUUUCGCUUUGAAUGCACAUGUAAUGCCUGUAGGUGCUGAAGUACCUCCGUGUUAGACAGAUCACAUUUUAUUAACACUCUUUUGCAUUAGCUAGAGCUGUAAGGAACAUCUGAGUAGCGUAACAUUCCAUCUGGAAGUGUUAUCUUGAGUUUGCAAUCGCAAAACUGGACUGACAAGCAAUAUGAUGAUUUUUAUAUCAAUGUGCACAAUUUGUGGUGUUAAAAACGCAUCACAGAUACAUGGUUAUGGUUAUAGCGCAACCUUAUAACCAGAGUCGAAUUAUUAGAUGAAUUAACACUGCCACAGUCACAGUAGCCAUGAGAUUGUUGCUGUCUGCACAGCUUUUCUUUUUUUUUGUACUGUAAUGUUUGAUGAAUGCUGUUGAUGGUCCAUCUGUGUUCUUCACACAUUGCUCAGCAGCAUUUAUAUGAUCCGUCAUCAUUUGAUCUGCUCAUGACGGCUGAUAGUCUGAUUCAGGAUCGCUUGCCUGAGAGCUGAAAUUAUACUUUGUCAUCCUGAAUCAAAUGAGAGAACUGUGCCUUUCUUGCUUCUCUGAUACCCAUUCGCAAUUUAACCUUCACGUCAUUGAGGACGGAUGUUUGUCAGUCCAUCCAAGUAGUCUGAUAUUUAAAUCAGAUGUCCUCCUUUCACAGGAUGUACUUGACCAAAAACACUCAUACGGCACAAAAUUGUGUCUUCUGCACUGUGAAUGUACCUGAAUGUGUGUGUGUUAAAUCAUUUUGCAGUGAGCUUUGGUGUUUGUUGUUUUUUUUUUAAUGCUACGUUGCAAUCUUGCUCUGCCUCAUGCUGAAUCUGAGCUGUUUUUGUGGUGAAAGUGUGAAAGGCUGCCUUUUUUCUAUCAAUAUGAUUGUUUUCAUUGGUUUCAUUGGUGUUCACUGUGAUGUGCCACAAUAUUUGGAGGCCAGGAUCUGAUUUUAUGUUUCGAAGCAAGAACUGCUAAUUCAGGGCCGGAUCUGUCCUGAUCAUGUAACAAUGAAGCCAAACGGAUCCAACAACUCUUUAACACUGCAGCAAUGACAGCAAUGUUUGUAUUGAUGCUAGUGAGGCUUCUGCUGUGAUACAUGUAUUGAAGAAUUUGCUUAUUUUGUUUAGUAGAGACUGUUGUUAUGUGGUUAAUAGCUCUGCUGUAGCAGUUAAAUAUUAAUAGUAAGGACCCUAGAGGAAUGAGGUUUUAUAAAUACACUGCCAUUCAAAAGUUUGGGGUCAGUAAGAGAUAGAUAUAUUGGCACUCUUGGUAAAUAUGAGCGAAGGUGGCUGUGAAAAUAAAUCUGCAUUGUUUAUCCUUUUGGUCUUUCAUUCAAAAUAUUUAUGAAAUUCUAACCUUUCAUUGAAGGAAAACAGUUGAAAGUUUGGGGAGAAUCUCAUUAUUAAAAAUGCUUUUCUCUAGUUCACGCUGGCCACAAAUAUUGGCACCCAGUUAUUGCAAUGUCCUUUUCUCAAGAUAACAGCUUUGAGUUUUCUCCUGUUAUGCCUGAUGAGUUUGGAGAACACCUGACAAGGAUCAGAGACCGAUCCUUCAAAUUUCCAGCUUUAUGUUGGUGUGUCUUCUCCUCAGUUCACCCCACUCAUUUUCUAUAGGGUUCAGGUCAGGAAACUGGGACAGCCAUGGCAGAAUCAUUUUGUGACACAUUUUUGUGUUGAUUUUGAUGUUUGUUUUAGAUUUUGUCUUGAUGGAAGAUCCAAAAAUGGUUCAUUAUAAGAUUUUUUACAGAGGCAGUCAAGUUUAGAUUUUUUCUAUUGAUAUUUGAUAGAAUCCAUGAUGCCAUGUCUCUGAACAAGAUGUCCAGGGCCUCUGGCAGAAAAAUAGGCCCACAAUAGUAAAGAUCCAGCAAUCUAUUUAACUGUGGGCAUGGGGUACUUUUUAUCCCUGUUUGCACCAAACCCAUCUGGUGGGUUUGCUGCCAAAAAGCUCUUAUUUAUGUUUCAUCCGACUAUAGUAGCCAGUCCCAUUUGAAGUUCCAGUCACGUCUGACAACUGAAUAUGCUGGAGUUUGUUUUUGGAUGAGGGAGGAGGAUUUUUUCAUCAAACCCUCCUGAACAACAUGUGGUGAUGUAGGGGCAGUUUUUUUUUUUUUUUUUUUUUUUUUCUCCUGACCCUAAGACUUAACUCAUCUCUGUGAUUCUCUAGCUGCAAUCUUUGGAAAGUCUUUGGCCACUCAAACUCUCCUCCUAAGCAUGCGUUAGGACAAUAUAGACACACAUCCUCUUCCAGGCAUAUUUGUAACAUCUUUAGUUAAUAUGGAACGCCCUGAUGGUAGAAAUGGGGAUUUUCAAUGCUUUAGCUUUUUUCCUACAGCCACUUUCUAUUUUGUAAAGCUCAAUAAUAUUGUUCUCCACAAUGGAACUAUAUUGUUUGGUUUUACUCCUUGUGAUGGACAAUAGACAAAGGGAGUUUGGCUUUUGUGUUCCUCAUAUUUAUAGUCCUGUUGAACAGGAAGACAAAGCUGGAGAAUUUCAUGCUCCUAUAGUCACACUGGUAUGCUAAAAUGUAAAUAUGAAUGGGAAUAUACUUCAGAGAUAUUUUACUCGUAAGAAUUUCUAGGGGUGCCAAUAAUUGUGACCACUAUGUAUUGUAGAAAAACAUUUAUUCCAUAAUGUGAGUUUUCCCCCACUUUUAAUUGUUUCACUUCAAAGAAAGGAUAGAAUUUUGUGAAUUAUUUUUGAAUGAAAGAUCAAAAAGAUAAACAGUGCAGAUUUAUUUUCACAGCCGCCUUUGCUUAUAUUUACCAAGGGUAUUUGUGGAGGACACUGCAUAUACAGGUUUUGUUUGUUUGUUUGUUUGUUUUAAGAAAUUUGUACAAAUAUGUUUAGCAAGGGUGCAUCAAAAUUGAUCAAAAUUAAAUUUUAAAUAAAUACUGUUGUUUUGAACGUCA
This is a messenger RNA of Labeo rohita (rohu), 7339 nucleotides long. RefSeq names its product post-GPI attachment to proteins inositol deacylase 1 (gene pgap1). Gene Ontology annotation, molecular function: phosphatidylinositol deacylase activity. The transcript is spliced from 26 exons. The record is from RefSeq and is a predicted model, not a curated record. NCBI's taxonomy places the organism in Eukaryota, Metazoa, Chordata, Actinopteri, Cypriniformes, Cyprinidae. Gene Ontology annotation, cellular component: endoplasmic reticulum. Gene Ontology annotation, biological process: endoplasmic reticulum to Golgi vesicle-mediated transport; GPI anchor metabolic process. The coding region runs from base 101 to 2917 and encodes 938 amino acids.